CUCUUUAGGGUUAUGUCGUGAUGAUUGAGAUUCUGUUCUACUACUAUUUAGUUUGACAUUGAACUGUACUUUUGGCAAUUAAAUUAAAAACUGAAGUGAUUUUCUCACAAAGUUUAUUAACUCACCUGCUUAAAUUUAACAGCCCUAGAAAUCUUUCUCAUGAGAUGAUAAUUUUUCUAAUUUUUAGUUUGUUUCGAGUGUGAUGGUGCUUCUGUUAAUACCCAUCUUGGAACAACACAACAAGAAGAAACCAUGCCGAAGAACAAGGGAAAGGGAGGAAAGAACAGAAAGAGAGGAAAGAAUGAAGCCGACGAUGAAAAGCGUGAACUUGUGUUCAAGGAAGAUGGGCAAGAGUAUGCCCAAGUGCUUCGUAUGCUUGGCAAUGGACGGUGUGAAGCCAUGUGCAUUGAUGGCACUAAGCGCCUUUGCCAUAUCCGUGGAAAGAUGCACAAGAAGGUUUGGAUUGCUGCUGGUGAUAUAAUUCUUGUUGGGCUUCGUGACUAUCAGGAUGACAAGGCUGACGUGAUCCUUAAGUACAUGCCUGAUGAAGCAAGGCUCUUGAAAGCCUAUGGCGAGCUUCCAGAGAACACGCGUCUCAAUGAAGGCAUUGUCGAUGAGGAGGAUGAAGGAGGUGCUGAUGAUUAUGUAGAGUUUGAAGAUGAAGAUAUAGAUAAGAUCUAGGGUUUUGGAAUUGGUUAUGUUUGAAUCAUGUGUUGGAAGAGAGAUAUGGUGGUUGCUGUUAAGAAGCCUACAAUAUGUGGGAUUUGUUCCAUAAUGCAUAAGUUUACAUUUAUAAGUGGUGAAUGUGUCAUUAUUAGAUGUUUGCUAGUUUCACUAAUGUGUGUUCCAUAUCUCAAAUUUACUUUUAUAGAGAUGAUAAUGAAAUUUUAGCUUAUUAUGAGCA
Messenger RNA from Durio zibethinus, 904 nucleotides. RefSeq names its product eukaryotic translation initiation factor 1A-like. Gene Ontology annotation, molecular function: RNA binding; translation initiation factor activity. Gene Ontology annotation, biological process: translational initiation. The record is from RefSeq and is a predicted model, not a curated record. NCBI's taxonomy places the organism in Eukaryota, Viridiplantae, Streptophyta, Magnoliopsida, Malvales, Malvaceae.